Messenger RNA from Desarmillaria tabescens, 1445 nucleotides. RefSeq lists its product as uncharacterized. The record is from RefSeq and is a predicted model, not a curated record. The transcript is spliced from 6 exons. The coding region runs from base 366 to 1445 and encodes 359 amino acids. NCBI's taxonomy places the organism in Eukaryota, Fungi, Basidiomycota, Agaricomycetes, Agaricales, Physalacriaceae.
GCUUCCGAGCUCAGUUGCGCUCUGACCAGGAUAAUCGGAGGAGGUGACGAAGCUGCACGAUUCCGAGCGGCGGCCAAGACUCUGGCUGAGGACACCCGAAAGUAUUCUGGACAGUUAUGGCAUGCGACAAAAUAAUAGAGCUUGCGCGUACGAAGUAGUUUGAUAACGAUGGAUGUUAUGCUUCCUUCGUAGACAGCCGAGUUUCAAGGACCUUUGUAAUUGUAGGAACGGAUCGUCUAUAUCUGAAGAACAAAGAUGAGAAAGAUAAGAAACAGGGGGUGACCAACAGAAAGACGCGCUGCCACCAAGAAAAAAAGGGGACCUUUGUCCAAGGAGUGGCGCCAAGCAUCUCAUAAAAUGAAAGAAUGAACGGCGCGCGCAAAGUUACACCAUACCUUCAUCACUAUCCCGCUCUAACUCGUCGAGUGCAAGAGGCCCCAGUAUCCGUCAUCCUCAUGUCAACGCCCAAGAUCACCAGGCGGCCCCGCCACUUUCGAUGUAGCGCAAAGAAGACAGCACCAGCUAUAUCGGAGACGAGAGCAGAAUAUCCCUCUCAACCCCCGCCACUCACGACACUUGAGCCACAGAACGCAGAAUCUUGGCCCCCGCAAAUGAUCUCGUUUUCAGCGAUUGAAGAACUGUUCAAAGAAUUCAGGCAGGAAAAAGAGUCUCGCGAUCCUGCCACACGCUACGGAAAGGCUUCGGAUGAAGAGGUCGUUGUCUAUCCCCGCGUGCUACGUUGGACAACGGGAGUCAACGUCAACAACUCCUCGUCAACCUCUAGUUGCCUUCUAAGUGAAUCGAGCCGAGAGAAUUGGCCGUCAACAGGAGGAGAGGCGAGAGAGAGGGUGGCGAGGGCGAGGGCGGGCGGUAAGGUCAUGGAAGGAAGUGAAGAGAAGGAAGCCAAAUUAACCAGUUAUGACGUACCGAAAGCAUUUGUGCGCAGCAAUAGCGCGGCAAUUAUCACAAUCAAUCCUUCUUCUCCAGAAUCUCCACUGAACCAGCAGGAGUAUUGGGCGGCGCCAGCAACGCACUCGAAGGAGGAGGCAUCAAUGCAUCAGACUGUGACAAGGUCCGUCAAAGACUUUGCAGAGGACUGCAGUGGCGAAUCCGACAAAAAGGUCGGUGAAAUCAUCCUCUGGAAUGACUUUGGGUCUAGCGCGAGUUCAGAUAUCGUCGGGCUAACGGGCGUAGGACUGAGUAUGGGGCGUGGCGGCAUGGCGUCGUUGUCUGCUGUUUUGCGAUGUGUCGCAUGUCUGUGGCAACCCACACAACAGCAUAUAUCCGUCUCGGUUUCCACGAUCCCAUCUAAGUUCCGAUUCCCUUGUAACAGCUACGGUAGCGCUGGAUUGCCGCCUAAUCACUUGAUGGUCUCGUUACAGAAGGAAGACCAGUCCCGAACAGCGACCAGCACUUAUGCCCAACAAGCAUUGGUGUUCCAAUAA